CCGGCCCCUGGUACCAGCUGAGGCUGCUGAAGCGAGCUGGUUUCCUGCCGCUGUGUGGGAGAAGUGUGUCGCCGUGUCACCUGGCGCAGCAGCUCCUCACCACUUCCUGUUCCAUUUCAUCUCGGCGCUGCAGACGAGCUCGCUUCACUUCGCCGCCGCCGCUGCAGAACCCGGAGCUUCAACAAGAACCGUAGCGACUGCUCUGAGAUGGACCGGACCCUGGUACCAGGCCUGCUGGUUCUGGCCUCGGCGCUGCCCUCAGCAGAGGCGCUGAGCAUCUCCGACCCGCAGCUCUGCUACAUCCUGGACGGCUUCCUGGGCCUCUACGGCCUCAUCAUCACCGGCAUGUUCAUCAAGGAGAAGUUCUUCAGAACCAAAGGAAAGGGAGGAGAGGACAACCUCUACGCUGGUCUUACCCGGCCCACCAAUGACACCUACGCACCUCUGAACCCGGAUCCAGAGAGACCAGAUAAGCGCAGGCAGAACCGCGUGAGGGAAGAUGACACGUACACGGGUCUGGGUCCACGGGCUGAUGCGACCUAUAAAGAACUUCCUGUUCGGAGCGGGCGCCAGAGGAAGAACGACCAGGUCUACCAGGGUCUGAGUUCGGCAACCAGAGACACCUACGACGCCCUGCAGAUGCAGCCGCUUCCCGCUCGCUAACGGGACGCGUUCCGCCCCGAUUCGUCCUCCAUGAACGCGUUUGAUCCUCCACG
Cyprinodon variegatus (sheepshead minnow) is the source of this 716-nucleotide messenger RNA. RefSeq names its product CD247 molecule (gene cd247l). Gene Ontology annotation, biological process: cell surface receptor signaling pathway. Gene Ontology annotation, molecular function: transmembrane signaling receptor activity. Gene Ontology annotation, cellular component: membrane. The record is from RefSeq and is a predicted model, not a curated record. The transcript is spliced from 7 exons. Lineage: Eukaryota; Metazoa; Chordata; Actinopteri; Cyprinodontiformes; Cyprinodontidae. Bases 208 to 663 code for a protein of 151 amino acids.